GGACGGUAUCACUUGAGUUAUUGUAUAAUGCUGUGAGGAAACCCAUGUAAAUGUCAUCAUUGGGAUAGUUUCGAAUCCUUCGAGCUGUUCUUCACAUUCCAGCUUCGGCUUUAUAUCGAAAUGAUUCAUGUGAGGAUUGGAAAUCUAGUCGGAGUGAUAUUCCUCCAUGACCCAUGUCUCUGAAGCCAAAGUCUCCGAGAGCAUCUUAUAUGCCCGAACUCGACUUCCAAUAUUAUCAAAGCUGUACUACCUAUUAAUAAUCCAAGCCAUUUAUUGCCUAGUCGUCACCUCAAUAAUCCUUCAGAAUGCCAUCUAUUCUAUCAAUUAUUUGGAACAACAAGUUCAACCUUCCUCCCCUUCCACCACCCAAUACCUUUUUAGGAAAAUCUGUUUUGAUUACUGGUGCAACAUCGGGAAUAGGUUAUGCAACUGCGGUACAUUUUGUCAAUCUGGGUGCAAAAUCUGUGAUCAUAACUGGAAGAUCGCUUACGAAAGGGGAACUUGCAAAGGCUAGAAUAGAAGAUGAGACGAGCACGAUAGGAAAAAACAUUGUAAGAUGUAUGGAAUUAGAUAUGAGUACCUUUGAAACUAUAAAUGAGUUCGCAGGGAAAGUAACAAGGGAUAUUCAAGAGAUCGACUUCGUUUAUUUGAAUGCUGGAGCUAUUUCCACUAAACACAGAUUGGGCAAGGAAGGAUAUGAAAGCAUGAUCGAGAUAAGCGUUCUUGGAACUUCUUUCUUGGCGUUACUACUACUGCCUUGGAUGAAAGAGGUUGGAAGAGGGAAUGCUCAUUUGGGAAUUGUAACAAGUGGACUUCAUAGGAACAUUGGCAUUUCCGAUUGGCCAAAAAAUAAUGUGCUCAAAUAUUGGAGCACGAAGGAGAACUGGAAGGGCGGGCAGAGUAAUUAUGCUCUAACCAAAUUGCUCCAACAGUACGCGGUCAAUGAAAUUGCCAAGUUAGCAUUGAGCACCGAUGGAAAGCCUAAGGUGAUUGUGAACUCAAUUUGUCCAGGAAUGGUAAAAUCAGACCUUGGACGAGAGUACAAUACCGGUGCAGUAAUAGGUAUAAUGAUCAAUUUGUGGAUGAGUCUUGCUUGCAAGACUACUGAGGGUGGUGCCCGAACUUACGUCCUUGCGGCUCUCACCCCUCCAUCGGAACAUGGCGCACAUUACACGAAUUAUGAGACGGAGGAAAAUUAUAAGAAUUCUGUUGGUCAUAACAUCUUCGGAGACGAGGGCCAAAACAUGCAGGCGCAAGUUUGGAAAGAGGUAUUGAAAAUUGUGGACGAAAAGUAUUCGGCCGCGGUUGAGAGAGCUAAUAGUUGAGCUUGUUCGAGAUAUAAUUGAGAGGGGGGUUUCCAUCCUAUCUUGUACCGGUGGGUGUAUCGAUGUAUGGUGAUUUUGUGGGAGUUUGCUGGAAAUAGGUUUAACGCUCCAAUUGACUUCGGUAUCCUAGCUGUAGCGAACCUUGAAGUCUUGCACAUGUAAAUUCGAGAGGCCAUUGGCUACAAAUACUGCCAAUGUUCUGUCCAUUUGUUUCACCCCAUGGGCUUGGAUCAUGUGAGUCAACGAGGUAUGCCCUAUCAACCGAGCCAUACACUUAAUCAAAACA
Botrytis cinerea B05.10 is the source of this 1611-nucleotide messenger RNA. RefSeq lists its product as hypothetical. The transcript is spliced from 6 exons. Bases 306 to 1325 code for a protein of 339 amino acids. NCBI's taxonomy places the organism in Eukaryota, Fungi, Ascomycota, Leotiomycetes, Helotiales, Sclerotiniaceae. The record is from RefSeq and is a predicted model, not a curated record.